This is a messenger RNA of Purpureocillium lilacinum, 2583 nucleotides long. RefSeq lists its product as uncharacterized. Gene Ontology annotation, cellular component: cytoplasm. Gene Ontology annotation, molecular function: aminodeoxychorismate synthase activity. The record is from RefSeq and is a predicted model, not a curated record. Gene Ontology annotation, biological process: 4-aminobenzoate biosynthetic process. NCBI's taxonomy places the organism in Eukaryota, Fungi, Ascomycota, Sordariomycetes, Hypocreales, Ophiocordycipitaceae.
AUGGGUAGUCUCUCGGACUCAAUUGCGCCCGGCGCGGCCGCCGUCGCGCGGCAGCCGGAGCGCCGGAUCCUCUUCCUCGACGCCUAUGACUCCUUCACCAACAACAUCGUCUCGCUGCUCAAGGACGCCCUCGGCGCGCUCGUCAAGGUCCACGUCCUGCACAUGGACCUGCGCACCCUCGACUCGGACCCGUCGCCUCCCUGGACCCGCGAUGAGUUCCUCGCGCGCCUCGCCUGCUUCGAUGCCGUCGUCUGCGGACCCGGCCCGGGCUCACCACUGCGCGAUGCUGAUGUCGGCGCCUUCAAGCUGCUGUGGGACUUGCCGCGCGCGCGUGCGAUCCCCGUGCUGGGGAUUUGUCUCGGCUUCCAAAGUCUGGUUGAGCACUUUGGGGGACGCAUUCGCAGGCUGAGGCGCGGCUUGCAUGGCAUGGUGCGUGAGAUCGAUCACGUUAGAGACCCGCCUGCGGAUAUCUUUGACGGCGUGCCGCGGUUUAAGGCGACGCUGUAUCACAGCCUGUGCGCAGACGUUGGCCAGGACGACGUGGCUGAGGAGCAGUGGCGCGAGGAGAGAUGGACGUCGCCCGCCGACACGCCGGACCUGCUGCCCCUGGCAUGGACGCUGGAACCGAGCGACGAAGAGGGGGUUCCUGACGAGCGCAUCCUCAUGGCGGUGCGGCAUGCCAGUCGUCCUCUCUGGGGUGUCCAGUAUCACCCCGAGUCGGUAUGCACCGACGCUGCCGCUCACGGCGUCAUCAAGAACUGGUUCCACCAGGCUCUCAAGUGGAACGAAGCUACGCGGCGCGAAGUUGAUCGCUCCGUCGACUUUGCCGACAGCCUUGAUCCUUCCAACCACAAGCUGCCUGGGCGCGAUCUCACGGGCGAUGUCGAGCAGUGCAGGUGGUGGAAGGACAUGCAGACUGGUCUGGCAACCCGAGGUGUCAGACCGCGCUACUCGUGCAGGACCAUCAAGCUGCCAGACGGGGUUGACACGGCAGAGGUGGCCGAGGUUCUUGGCCUAGGCGGUACCGAUACUAUCAUCCUGGACUCGUCAAGCACCAUCAGCGGAGACCCGCUGGCACGAAACUCGAUUCUGGCUUUGGACGUCGAGCACGCGCUGCGGCUCGAGUACCGGGUCGGUGACGGACAUGUCCUGCUGCGACAGCCUGCAACCGCACUUCGUGGCGAGGAGACUCAAAAGAUUCGCUUGAGCGACGGACAGCAUGACCCUUGGACGCCCUGGCAGGUCAUGUCUGAGUAUUGGCGCCUGCGAAGGACGCCCGAGGACGACGAACCGUCGUCGACCUUCAAGGGCGGCUUCAUGGGCUUCGUCACAUACGAGAUGGGUCUGAGCACCCUCAGCCCCGGACUGGUAUCAACGGAUCGCGGCCAUGACCGACCUGAUAUCUGCAUGGCGUGGGUGUCCAAGAGCAUCGUGCUGGACCACCAAGCCGGGCUAGCCCACAUCCAGUGCCUUACCACCCCUGAAACUAACGACACGUGGAUCGGCGAUGUUGUCGAUACCCUCCAGAACUCGGAGGCAUGGCUGAACCCAGGAUACACGAGCAGCCCGCCGAAGCCGCGGCAGCCCAACGAGGAGCUCCUUCAGCAGGUUCGCGAGGGCAAGGGAAAGCUGCGCUUCAGCAUCCCCAAUUCAAGUCGGUACGACAACGACGUGAGCAAGUGUCAGGACGCUAUCCGCGAUGGCGAGUCAUACGAGCUGUGCCUCACAGCGCAGACGACCAUGACGCGCCCCUCUGGCAACGACACGCCGCACCACCUACGACACGGCGCCGACGUCAAAUCCGCAGCGCAGCACGGCACGCCGUGGCAAAUCUUCCGCACCCUGCGCGCGCGCCAGCCCGCGCCAUUUGGCUCCUUCAUCCGCCUCGGGGCCGCGACGCUCAUCUCCUCAUCGCCGGAGCGCUUCCUGUCGCACGACGCGCGCGGACUGUGCUCGAUGCGGCCCAUGAAGGGCACCGUGCGCAAGUCGGCCGAGGUAUCGACGCUCACCGCCGCCGAGAAGAUCCUGCACGUGCCCAAGGAGGAGGCUGAGAACCUCAUGAUCGUGGACCUCGUGCGCCACGACCUCUACGGCGUGUGCGGCGCCGGCAGCGUGUCCGUCCCGGACCUGCUGCGCGUAGAGGAGUACGCGACCGUCUUCCAGAUGAUCACCGUUGUCAAUGGACAGCUGCCGGCCCCGGCCGCGAGCCCGCGCCGCGCAGACACUGCCAACGCGACCACCACUACGGGGCUGGAUGUGCUGGCCGCGGCACUGCCGCCGGGGAGCAUGACCGGCGCGCCCAAGAAGCGCAGCUGCGAGAUCCUGCGGGGCAUCGAGCCCGGCGAGCGGAGCGUCUACGCCGGCGUCGUGGGAUACCUGGGUGCCAACGGGCAGGGCGACUGGAGCGUCACGAUCCGCACCAUGUUCCGCUGGGACGACGAGCGUGACGAGCACGCCGGCACGGAGGUGUGGCGCAUCGGCGCGGGUGGCGCGGUGACGACGCUGAGCACGCCCGAGGGCGAGACGGACGAGAUGUUCACCAAGUUGUGUGGACCGCUGGGCGUCUUCAAAGACGUGGCGUAA